This is a messenger RNA of Teleopsis dalmanni, 2696 nucleotides long. RefSeq lists its product as uncharacterized. The transcript has 2 exons. Lineage: Eukaryota; Metazoa; Arthropoda; Insecta; Diptera; Diopsidae. The record is from RefSeq and is a predicted model, not a curated record. Gene Ontology annotation, biological process: regulation of DNA-templated transcription. The coding region runs from base 1 to 2520 and encodes 839 amino acids. Gene Ontology annotation, molecular function: DNA-binding transcription factor activity, RNA polymerase II-specific; RNA polymerase II cis-regulatory region sequence-specific DNA binding.
AUGUUGCAAAAUGAAGAAAAUGUUAACCUCGAAGUGUCUAACUCUCCACCUGCGGAAUUAAGUCAUAUGAGUCAUAUUGAGAAAUGUCGUGAACUGGCAGAUGUGUUGAAUGAGAAUCUAUUAGGACAGGAUCUCAAAGUUUCAAUAUUCAUAACCUACGCACGUAAGCUGAACUUCGACGAAAAUCUAAUAAAUGAGCUUGUACAUUAUAAAAUAUACACCAAAAAGGGACUGAAGGAUAUGCUGGGCAAGAUACCACCGUUAAGUGAGAUAUGGUUGAACAUCAAGAAGAAUAAGAGUGACCUCUUAAACCAUGAAGUAAUAAAUUUUCUAUAUUAUUUCUUGAUUGUUAAUAACAAAGCAACUAUUCGUGAGGUGCGUAUAGAAGCGCUUCAAGAAGUUUCGGAGCGACGACGAAAAAAGAAGCAUAAACCCACUCAUAUUUUUGAAAUACUUCAGAAAAAUAGUGAAAUAUAUGACAAAAUGGUUAAAGACUAUAAUAUCGCACCAGCAGCUGCAUACUGGGACGUAAGCAUGGACUACUUUUUCAAAAUACUUUAUAAUGAUGUAUGGGGACUAGAAACUUUGCUUUUAAGAAAUGAAGUCUUCCGAUUUAUACCUUCAAUAGGCGAUGGGUGGAAGAACUCUUUAUUGGGAUCUAGUCUUCAAUGUGUGGGAAUAGUUCGAAAAAAUACAAAUUUAUAUUCAUUUAUAUCAAUUGCAGAUGAGGGUCCAGUAGAUCUGAGUUUAGCUGCAUCAGCAACUACAACUAGAGAAAAUCCAAUAUCUGAAAAUGGUUUCAGAACAAUAGACGAAUAUCGUGAUAAUAUCAGUUUUGCCGUAGCACAUAAAGCCGAUUUGGCGCGCCGCAUUUGGGAAGAAACGCGUGAAAUAGCACGCGCAUUUCCAGACGUCUUUACCCGUGAAGAAAUAGCUCGCAGUUUAGCUAGAUUAGGUUAUGGUGAUUUCGAGCUACCAAACGAAGAUGAAGUAAUGGAGUGUAAUGUAAUAGCACCCGACACUUAUCAAAAUUCAAUUGAUCAACGUGUAUACACAAAUAUAACACCCACACCAAGCCCUGCUACUACAGCAUCUGCGGACAGUUUCUACGAUACCGAUAGAUCUAUAAAAGUUAAACCACAAAAUUUUGCAUAUCGCAACUUCAAUAAUAAUCUAAUGAAGAGCAUAGCUGAUUUUGAGGAUUGCCUUAAAACACCACAACAAUUUGUCCAACAGCCGUCACCAAUGCCAAUAAUUGAGAAUGGGCCGACAAGUAUGGAUACUUUGUACCCAACCGAAAUUGUAAGCGAACCCGAAGAUCUGAGCAUACGUGUCGACCCAAGUGGAGCAACGACAAGCAGUCGCCGCAUCUUAGGUGAAAAUAUUAAUUUGCAUAAUGUUGCACGCGCAUUGCUGAGUAUGCAGAGCAUAAGCAACACAAACGUCGUCAACAGCAAUGUCACCAACAAUAGCAACAAUGAAGAGAGCAGUUUUGGCGAUAAGAGCAACAUUAGUCUUAAACUGAAGACAAGUAGCGAUUUGUACUAUCAAUGUCAACAAUGCAAUAAAUGCUAUUCAACCUAUGCGGGUCUUGUGAAACAUCAACAAACGCAUGCUUUCGAGAGUACUGAGUAUAAAAUAAUACGGAGCAAUCCAAACGGUACGGGCAGCAUUGUUGACUCUACAGAAUUCUGCACCAAUAAGGCAACUCAAUUGAUACAGGCUUCAUCGGCAGCCUCCACGCAAUCGAUGCAAAAGCCAGUAGGAGUGCCGCGAUAUCAUUGCAAGGAUUGUGGAAAAUCUUACUCUACUUAUUCGGGACUAAACAAACAUCAACAAUUUCAUUGUCCCGCCGCUGAAGGUAAUCAAGUGAAGAAAGUCUUCAAUUGCAAGAAUUGCGAUAAGACAUACGUUUCGCUGGGUGCAUUAAAGAUGCAUAUACGCACGCAUACUUUGCCUUGCAAGUGUCCCAUCUGCAGUAAGGCAUUCUCCCGACCCUGGUUGUUGCAAGGACAUAUACGUACACAUACAGGCGAAAAGCCCUUCAGCUGUCAACAUUGUAAUCGCGCUUUUGCGGACCGUUCCAAUCUGCGCGCACACAUGCAAACGCACUCAGAUGUGAAAAAAUAUUCCUGCCCCAGUUGUACAAAAUCGUUUUCGCGUAUGUCAUUGUUAGGUAAACAUUUACAAGGUGGCUGCCAACAAUCACCAAACUCCUCCACAUCAUCCGUAGAAAACUUAAACGGUUUCAAUCAACAACAACUGCAACAGCACAUGCAAGGGUUGCAGACCAGUGCCUUCAAUGGUUAUGAUGAAAAUAUGCCACUACAUCCGGCCCAGCAUUUGCAGCAACAACAGCAGCAACAACAGCAGCAGCAACAGACACAGCAACAACAACAGCAGCAGCAGCAGAUGUAUUAUUCAUGCAGUAGCAUUGGCAGCAGCGGUCCUGAAGAUGAAGACGAGUAUGCGCAAGCACAACAGCCACAUCCGCUGAUAGCGCAAAUGAGUGACUAUUAAUCGAAAGUUCAGUAAUGUAUCUGUAAUGCAAAUUCGAGGUAAUUCUGACCGAAAAUUAGGGACAAUUAGGGAUAAUUAAAAUAAUAAAAGAAUAUCAAAUGACAUGCCAAAUAUACAAUUUACUUUGCCAAGGAAUCUCAUAGGAUAAGGGAUGGGUUAGCCAAAACUUCUUAAAU